Messenger RNA from Aedes aegypti (yellow fever mosquito), 14637 nucleotides. It is a transcript of the gene Dhc1, whose product is annotated as dynein heavy chain 5, axonemal. The annotation marks the transcript as partial. The transcript has 16 exons. Gene Ontology annotation, cellular component: dynein complex. Gene Ontology annotation, molecular function: dynein light intermediate chain binding; minus-end-directed microtubule motor activity; ATP binding. NCBI's taxonomy places the organism in Eukaryota, Metazoa, Arthropoda, Insecta, Diptera, Culicidae. Gene Ontology annotation, biological process: microtubule-based movement. The record is from RefSeq and is a predicted model, not a curated record.
ACUCUGGUUGUAACCGUUGCUAGAAACGGUUGUCUUUUAGUGAUCCCAACUGAGAAAAGUUAUAUAAGUCCGAAAAUUGAGUCUAAUCAGGAAGAACCUGCGGCUGCGGAAUCAGCUGAAGAACAGCCGAUCCAAGAUGCGGAACCGGCCCAAGAGGAAGCAGUAGCCGAAACGGUACCGGAUCCUGAGCCAGCAGCGGAAACUGCUCCUGUCGCGGAACCAGAACCCCCAGCAGGACCUCCGGAAAUUGCCGUUGAAGAGGCUGCUGGAGAGUCUGGAGGAGAGAACCUGGAUAACGACGAUGGAGAAAAUGACGACGAGGAAGAGCAUGAGCACGCCCAUGAAGGUGUUCAUGAAACCGAAGAAGAGGAUGAACCCGAAGAGGAAAUAUCCGAAGAAGACUUGCUGCAGCGUCGUCGGGAGGAAUGCGAGCGAAAGGCCCGCCGAGGGGAGAUGGACCCCAGGUUGGAGUUCACCUUCCAGCUGCUGAUGGACGCCACCGGAUUGCCUCGGCAUCAGAUUAUGGAUCACAUCUUCGAGGGAAACAUGCUUGACGAGAUCAACCAGCUCUUCCUCCCAAAUAUGCGCAACAAGCUGAUGUGGUUCUACCAGGAGGUGGACGAGGUCGAUCAGCCCGCCGAACGAGACAUCAGCAAGCCCGGUCCUUCGAGGGCGGGAGCUUCCAGUUCGUCAAAAACACCGCAAGGUGCAUCGGGAGCGGCCCACCACAAGCAGCACAAACUGUUCAUCACUGAUGGGUGGAGCUGUGCCUUCACCGGAAUCUGUAUCUACAUGUUCCGCAUCAACAUCCAGAAGCAACUACCGGAGGAAGGUUUCCACAAGGACUUGUACUGCGGCUACAUAGACGCUCACCGCGUCGGCCUGGUGACAUCGAUCGAGCGCAUUGUCGAGCACGUUUUCAUGCAAGCUCUAGCCUAUCCCAACAUCGAAUCCGAAGAUGAGGAAAUGAGCUGUAAUCUGAUCAAAUCCCAACUCCUGCCUGGAUUGCGCUCAUUCUGCAGUGCACUGCGCGUUUGCGAGCAAGUCUGCAAUCAUUUUAACGUGUUUGAUGAUGGGAAGACGAUUGUCUGUCGCGUCGAUACCCUGGCGGAGGUUAGAGAAAUGUCAAAAAGUGCGUCCACCUGUGCAGAGCUGGAGGAACGGGUCAACAACUGGAUCAAGGGCAUUGCCAAGAUCCUGAUGGAAAGCGAACAACUUCGUCGGGAGAACGAUUCAAGUGGACCCCAAGAUGAGCUGGAAUACUGGAAGCGCCGAGGAGCUCAGUUCUCUCAACUAUUGUCCCAUCUGCAGGAACGCGAAGUUCAGUGGACGUUGUACUGCCUGUCGCAGUCUGGCUCAAAAGUGUUGAAGCAAUGGAAAGAGACCGACAAGAAAAUUACGUUCUGCUACAAUGAAGCUCGCGAUAAUUCGAAGUUUAUUCAAGCUAUGGAGGCUUGUUGUCACUCGCUUUACCUAGACGAUCCCGUUAACAUGAAGGAGUCGAUCGUAAGCCUCCUGCAAACCGUUAGAUUGAUCUACAGUGUGUCGCAAUUCUACAACACUUCUGAGCGUACGUCCACGCUGAUGGUGAAGAUCACCAACCAAAUGAUCGAAACUUGCAAGUCUUACAUCACAUGCCGAGGCAAAGAAACGAUCUGGACCCAGGACCGGGAUUUAGUUCGCACCAAACUCACCAAUUGUUUGAAGUUGAAUCACAUCUACAGGGAAACCUAUCACGCAGUGAAAUCUCAGCCGUUCCUCCCGGAUCAAAUACCCUUUGCCUUCUCGGAAAACUACGUCUUUGGAAAAUUUGACACAUUCUGCGAUCGUCUAUCGAAGAUAAUUGCCAUGUUUAAUUUGAUCGAUGACUACAACCACCUGUUUGAGAGACGCCUCGAAGGGUUGCUCUUGGGCGAAGCUCUAGAAGACGCCAUGAACACCUUCGACGAAGCUCGGGUUGAGAUCAUCAUGAAGAAGUACGACUACCUUGACCAACGCAACGUGGACUUCAACAAUGACUUCCAAAUCUUUAUGCAAAAAACUGACACCUUGAAGGAAACGAUCGCAUCCAUGAUUGAGCACAACUUCGACAGCGUAUGGGAAACACCCCAAGGAAUCCGGUUUUUGGUUCGCUUCGAGAAAGUCAGCGAGAAGAUUCCCCUCAGCACUAUGGACGAAAAGUACCAACGAGUGUCCAAGUAUUGCGAGAAGGAAAUCGAUCGCAUAUUGAAGCUUUAUCGCAAGCAACGGGAUGAUCCACCAUUGCCCAGAAACUUCCCACCAAUAGCCGGACGGAUUAAGUGGUGUCGUUCGUUGGAGUACCAUUUGGAAGAGUUGGUCACUACGGUGACUACUCAUCCGGUACUAGCCGCGCUCCCCACCACGAAAGAUAUCGAGAAUCGUUACAGCUCGGCCAAGGUCAUCUUGGCGGAGUAUGAACAGGAGAUGACCCAGAUUUGGCUCAGUCAGGAUGUUAGUGUGGCGGAUGCCUGUCUGGUACAGCCAAUAUUGGCUCUACAAGGCGACAGACUGGUCGUCAAUUUACAUCCUACUAUACCGCUGCUGAUACGUGAAAGUAAGUGCAUGGCGAAGAUGAAGAUCGAUUUACCGAUCGUUGCGGCCACGUUGCUCUGCAAGCAGACACACUUCAACACCAUACAGGAUUCACUGAAUAGUCUUAUAAAAAUGUUUUUGAACACCAUAAAGAAGGUUAAGUUGGAGGUUAGACCUUUGUUGCUACCGCAACUCGUACGUUUGACAGCUAUGCUGAAGCCGGGACUUAAAUCCAUUAACUGGACCAGUCCCAGGUGGAUCGAGUUCUACGACAAUUGUAAGGAAGCCAUCGAAAUGUUCGAUGUACUGGUGGCACGUGUCCACGAUAUCUACUCCAAUCGCAUCCUGCACGUGCUGACAUCCAUGCAGGACAUCCAACUGCAAUCGCUCCCCAAUGACGAUGAAAUGUGGGCGGUGGAUGAGUUUCUAGAAAAUACGGAAGAAACAUGCCGUCAGGCGGCCACCGAACUUAAUCGCAAGAGUCAAAUGGUUGAGGAGGCAGUCGAAGAAGUCUUGGAUUUAGUGCAUCGUGCUUCUCAGAUUUUCAAACGAAUGGUCGGUGCAGAAAAUGACUUUUUCGUUGAUGAAGACAAAAAACCAUCGGAGAAGUCAUCCCCAACUCCGGAGGGAGACAAUGAUGACGGAAGCGGCCAACAGCAGGAUUGGAGCAUCCUUUGGUCCUGCUUCGAGAACCCAUUGCAGCUACUGUCCCACCACGGUGGGGGCCUUCCGAAAGGAAUGCAAGACAUGGUAUUCAAUGCUGUCUCGGAGAUGCGGCGCUAUUACAGUCGCAAGGUGAUCGAUGUCCUCAUACGUGUGACCCGAACUUCUCUGGACUGCCUGAGGCGACGGUUCAUCGAGAUCGAAGGCGAAGAUCAACCGCGCAAACCGAUCUUCAUUCUCCAGUCCUUGCUGAUGAUACCGAACGUGACCAUCAGACCGAACCUAGAAGAGCUGCAGGAUGCGUUGACGAUUGCCGGUAAACAGAUAACCGGUGUCUCCAAGGGUGUCGCACAGUGGAACACCGGCAAGGAUAUCGACGAUAAGCCAAGGCCUUCGGCUGCCGCUCUUGCUUCGGCUGCUACGGCGGCAAAGUUGGCAAAAGCCAGCGCCGCUACGCUGGAUGACAAGUCUCGGCGGCGCAAAAUGUACCGAUUGCAGUCGGAGGAGAAACCGAAGAUGAUACACAUGACGAAAAGUUUCUACAGCUACGUGAUGGACAACAAGGAAGUGGUGAAGACACUGUCGCUGCUGUCUAGCUGCAUCCGAAACAUGAAGCCGGAGCUACACCAGUUUGUGGACAAGUGGAAGCCGUAUCACUUUUUGUGGAAGAACGAUAAAACUAUCCGACAGCUGUUGGAGUGUUCCCUGUUUGAGUUUGAAAGCACGCUUCGUCAGCUGGUAGACUUGGAAAUGAACCUACUGGUGGAGAAGGAUAUGCAAUACUUUGGACAAAGUAUUGCUCUAUCUACGGAGAAGCUGAAGUUCGGGUUAUCUAUUGAAAUAAAGUCUUGCACUCACAAACUGGGACAGGCGAUGAAGAAAAAGUACAAACGCGAAAUGGACUACGUGUACGCGGUCAUCAACGAGAUGGACCGCAAGCUGGACCGGCAGAUCCGCGAUCUGGACGACGUUCGCACCGUGAUGGACACACUGAGCAAGAUCCGCGAGCAGGAGGUCGAUAUGGAGCUGAAGAUUGAACCGAUCGAGGAAGCAUUCAACAUGAUGCACAAGUAUGAGAUAGCAGUCGAUCGCGAGCAAAUGGACCAGGUUGACAAUCUGCGCUACACUUGGGUGCGCUUGCAGUCCCGUGCCAAAGAGGUACACUGCAAACUGCUUGAGAUGCAACCAGAUUUCCAAAACGACCUGCGCGCCAAUUUGGAGAGAUUUAAGCAGGACAAGAUUGAGUACGUUGCCGAGUACAGGGUGUCCGGCCCCAUGGAACCGGGCCUGACGCCGCGCGAAGCAUCCGACAAGUUGUUGCUCUUCCAAAAUCGAUUCGACGGCAUGUGGAGAAAGCUCCAGACUUAUCAGAGUGGCGAGGAACUGUUUGGUUUACCUCAAUCAGACUAUCCUGAACUUGGCCAGAUCAAGAAGGAGCUGAACUUGCUACAGAAGUUGUACAAGCUUUACAACGAUGUCAUUGAUCGGGUCAGCAGCUACUAUGAUAUUCCUUGGAGUGAUGUCGACAUCGAAGAGAUCAACAACGAACUGAUGGAGUUCCAGAAUCGUUGCCGCAAGCUACCAAAGGGCCUGAAGGAGUGGCCCGCCUUUUACGCCCUCAAACGAACAAUUGAUGACUUCAAUGACAUGUGUCCAUUGCUUGAGCUUAUGGCAAAUCGAGCGAUGAAACCACGUCAUUGGCAGAGAAUCAUGGAGGUGACAAAGUAUACCUUCGAGUUUGACAGCGAAGGUUUUACGCUGAAGCACAUUCUGGAAGCGCCUCUACUAAAGCACAAGGAAGACAUCGAAGAUAUCUGUAUAUCGGCAAUGAAGGAGAAAGAUAUCGAAGCGAAACUAAAGCAGGUCACAAACGAAUGGUCCGCUCACGAGCUCAGCUUUAUGACCUUCAACAACAGAGGCGAGCUGUUGCUGCGCGGUGACACAACCGCUGAAACUAUCGGUCAACUUGAAGACAGCCUUAUGGUGCUGAGCUCACUUCUCUCCAAUCGAUACAACGCACCAUUCCGCAAGCAGAUCCAACAAUGGGUCUACGAUUUGUCCAACUCGAAUGACAUUCUCGAGAGAUGGUUGCUGGUGCAGAAUAUGUGGGUCUACCUGGAAGCUGUCUUUGUCGGAGGCGACAUUGCGAAGCAGCUACCAAAAGAAGCGAAACGUUUCUCCAAGAUUGAUAAGUCUUGGCAAAAGAUUAUGCAACGCGCCCAUGAAACUCCGGGUGUAGUUGCCUGCUGUGUGGGUGAUGAUUUGCUAAAACAACUAUUACCACAUCUACAAGAACAACUUGAACUAUGUCAGAAAUCCCUGAGCGGUUACCUGGAGAAGAAACGUAUGAUGUUCCCGAGAUUUUUCUUCGUAUCCGAUCCAGCUUUGCUGGAGAUUCUCGGACAAGCGUCCGAUUCUCACACUAUACAAAAUCAUCUACUGUCCAUUUUUGACAAUACUAGAUACGUGAAAUUCCAUGACAUCGAGUACAACAAAAUGAUGGCGAUCAUUUCCUCAGAAGGCGAGAUGAUUCCGCUGGAUCGAGCUAUUCGAGCAGAAGGUUCAGUCGAGACGUGGCUAACGUCAUUGCUGCAGUCUAUGCAACAAUCGCUUCACUCUAUCAUUCGACAGGCGUACCAUCUGAUGAACGAUCCCAACUUUACUCUGCUAUCGUUCCUGGAGAAGUUACCCGCACAAGUUGGGCUGCUAGGCAUUCAGAUGAUUUGGACCAGAGAUGCGGAGAUGGCGCUGAUGCAAGCGCGCCACGAGAAGAAGGUUAUGUCCGAGACGAACAACAAAUUUUUAGAACUGUUGAACACAUUGAUCGAUCAGACUACACGAGAUUUGACAAAGAUUGAACGAACAAAGUUUGAAACCUUGAUUACGAUUCACGUCCACCAGCGGGACAUAUUCGAUAUUUUGUGCCGGAUGAACAUCCGUUCGGCAAAUGACUUCGAGUGGUUGAAACAAUGCCGUUUCUAUUUCAAGGAAGAUGUCGAUAAAACAUGGAUUAACAUAACAGACGUGACAUUCAUCUAUCAGAAUGAGUACUUGGGAUGUACCGAUCGGCUGGUAAUUACACCAUUGACUGAUCGUUGCUAUAUUACUUUGGCUCAAGCCUUGGCUCUGAGCAUGGGAGGAAGUCCUUGUGGUCCUGCAGGUACUGGUAAGACCGAAACCGUCAAGGAUAUGGGAAAAACGCUGGCCAAAUAUGUAGUCGUGUUUAACUGUUCGGAUCAAAUGGACUACAGAGGUUUGGGACGAAUCUACAAAGGUUUGGCGCAAUCCGGAUCUUGGGGUUGCUUCGACGAGUUCAAUCGUAUUGAACUUCCAGUCCUGUCCGUCGCAGCCCAACAGGUGGCAGUUAUCCUCACUGCCAAGAAGGAGAAAAAGAAACGGUUCAUAUUCACCGACGGAGACGACAUCGAGAUGAACUCAGAGUUUGGUGUGUUCAUCACCAUGAAUCCCGGCUAUGCAGGCCGUAAGGAAUUGCCAGAGAACUUGAAAAUUCAGUUCAGAACCGUUGCAAUGAUGGUACCGGAUCGUCAAAUCAUCAUCCGCGUGAAGCUUGCCUCCUGCGGUUUCCUUGAGAAUAUCACGCUUGCCAGGAAGUUCUAUACCUUGUAUAAGUUGUGCGAGGAGCAGCUGACCAAACAGGUUCAUUAUGAUUUCGGUUUACGAAAUAUUCUGUCGGUUCUCAGAACUCUGGGAGCCGCCAAACGUGUGAAUCACAAGGACAGCGAAAGCACCAUUGUGAUGCGAGUCCUUCGUGACAUGAACCUGUCAAAGUUAAUUGAUGAAGAUGAACCUCUAUUUAUGUCUCUGGUUGCGGAUCUUUUCCCCAACCAGACGUUAGAGAAAACAUGCUACGGGGAGCUGGAGGCAGCUAUUCAGUUACGCGUUGAACAAGCGGGACUUAUCUACCAUCCUCCAUGGGUAUUGAAGCUGAUUCAACUGUACGAAACUCAGCAAGUUCGCCAUGGAAUUAUGACCCUGGGACCCCCAGGAGCAGGCAAAACCUGCUGCAUAAGAAUCUUGAUGAAGUCCCUGACUGACAUCGGGCUUAUUCACAAGGAAAUGCGCAUGAAUCCGAAGGCGAUUACAGCCGCACAAAUGUUCGGCAGGUUGGACGUAGCCACGAACGAUUGGACCGAUGGUAUCUUCUCGGCCCUCUGGCGGAAAACGUUGAAAGUGAAGAAAGGCGAACACACGUGGCUCGUACUCGAUGGACCGGUCGAUAGUAUUUGGAUCGAAAACUUGAACUCGGUGUUGGACGACAACAAAACCCUAACGUUGGCCAACGGGGAUCGUCUUUCGAUGGCACCGACCUGCAAGAUCAUUUUUGAACCGCACAACAUCGAUAACGCAUCGCCGGCUACCGUAUCCCGGAACGGUAUGGUUUACAUGAGUUCGUCAGGUUUGGACUGGAAACCGAUACUUCAAGCGUGGUUGAGAACCCGUAGCCCGUUGGAAAAGAAAGUUUUUAACGAACUGUUCGAUGGGUCGUUCCUCAAAAUCUACACCUGGGUCACGCAAAAUCUGAUGCUGAUGAUGGAUGUACUUCAGUGCAAUUUUAUUCAACAGAUGAUCUACAUUCUGGAUGGAUUGGUACCUGUGACAGGGGAAAACGAGCAGGAGGUGGCACUGUCUACCACCGGAAGUUUAGACGACGACAUGAACGACGACGAAGCACCGAAGCCGAAGGAUGAAGCCUGCACCCCGGAGCACUUGAAUCGAUUGUACGUAUUUGCCAUUGCGUGGGGUAUUGGAGCGUACCUCAACUCUGCGGACCGCCUAAAGUUGGACGCACACGUCAAGGCCAAGUAUCGCAAUCUGGAUUUUCCCACCGCCGAGGAGAAGCCAGAUUCGUCGAUAUACGAUUAUUUUGUGUCGGCAACGGGCAGUUGGCAGUUGUGGAAAACUCUGGUGACGCCCUACGUAUAUCCGGAGCACUCGACUCCGGAUUAUUUGAGCAUUUUGAUCCCGAUUGUGGACAACGUACGCAUCGACUACCUGAUCAACGUGAUUGUCAAGCAGGAGAAGGCCGUACUGCUGAUUGGAGAGCAGGGCACAGCUAAGACGGUUAUGAUGAAGAGCUUCAUGAAGAAGCUGAACACGGAAACGCACAUGGGACGAUCGUUCAACUUUUCAUCCGCUACCAGUCCGUACCACUUUCAGAAGACCAUUGAAAGCUACGUGGAGAAACGGUUGGGCAAUAUGUUUGGACCCGGAGGCGGUCGCAAACUUCUGGUAUUUAUUGACGAUAUCAAUAUGCCUCAGAUUAACGAAUGGGGCGACCAGAUUACGAACGAAAUCGUCAGACAAACCAUGGAUAUGCGAGGUUUCUACAGUCUUGAGAAGCCAGGAGAAUUUACCAAUAUCGUGGACGUCCAGUUUGCCGGGGCAAUGGGUUUACCCGGAGGGGGUCGAAACGACAUACCAGCCCGCUUAAAACGACAGUUUAGCGUGUUUAAUUGUAACAUUCCAGAUAAUACGUCGAUAGAUACGAUCUUUAGAACACUCGGCGAAGGACACUACAACGUAAAGCGAGGAUUUUCGAUGGAGGUGCGAAAGCUUGUUAAACGGCUAGUGCCACUUACUCGAGUUCUAUGGCAGCGUACAAGAGAACAACUACUACCAACUCCUGCAAAAUUCCACUACAUAUUUAGCUUGAGAGACCUUUCGCGGAUAUGGCAAGGAAUGAUUGGCACUUUGUCAACGGUGAUCACAUGCGAAUCGGUUUUGAUCCUACUAUGGAAGAACGAAUGCACCCGGGUGUUUGCUGAUCGUUUUGUAUCGAUGUCUGACACGGAAUGGUUCCUGGAACAGAUGCUUCAAGUGCUAGAAACAGAUAUCGGGCCCGAGUAUAGAGAGAUGGCCGGACCAAGUCCGGUAUUCGUCGAUUUUAUGCGAGACGCUCCGGAACCAACCGGAGAGGAAGGCGAAGAAACAGAUAUGGAAUUGCCGAAGGUUUACGAGCCAGUGUCAGAUUUUAGUAUUCUGCGAGAACGUCUUAAAAUGUUUCUACUACAGUUCAAUGAAAUGAUUCGUGGAACUGGGAUGGACUUGGUAUUCUUCCCAGAUGCAAUGCUACACUUGGUGAAAAUAUCGAGAAUCAUCCGUCACCCAAGGGGAAACGUAAUGCUGGUAGGCGUCGGCGGAUCUGGAAAACAGUCGCUUACUAAGCUCGCUUCGUUCAUCGCUGGAUAUAAAACCUUCCAGAUCAGUUUAACACGCUCCUAUAACGUAGCAAACUUCCUUGAAGAUUUAAAGCUACUGUACCGCUCAUGCGGAGUACAGGGCAAAGGAACGACGUUCCUAUUCACCGACAUGGAUGUCAAGGAGGAAAGUUUCCUUGAAUAUCUGAACAACAUCCUGUCAUCGGGAGUAAUAUCGAACUUGUUCAAUCGAGACGAACAGACCGAGAUUGUAUCUGAACUUACCCCGACCAUGAAGCGGGAGAACCAGAAGAAGAACGUGACACAAGAAACGGUUAUGGAAUAUUUCCUACAGCGUGUCUGUCACCAUCUUCAUGUGGUAUUCUGCUUUUCACCUGUCGGCGAGACAUUCCGACGCAGAAUUAUGCGGUUUCCUGCAUUGGUAUCAGGUUGCACAGUCGACUGGUUCCAACCUUGGCCGAAAGAUGCGUUGGUGGCCGUCGCUCGACACUUCCUAACAGAUUUUUCGAUCGAAUGCACCCCCGAGGUGAAGGACGAGCUGGUGAGUGCGCUUGGGACAAUACAAGACGUGGUGUCACAGACUUCUCUUGAGUACUACCAAAGAUUCCGGCGUGCAACGCACGUAACACCCAAGUCGUACCUGAACUUUAUAGCAGGUUACAAGAACAUCUACACACAGAAACACAAGGAGUUAUGCGACGGAGCGGAGAAGAUGGAUACUGGUCUGGAAAAACUGGCCGAAGCUUCCGAGUCAGUCGAAAUUCUGAAACAAGAGCUCGCAGUAAUGGAAAAAGAUUUGGUGGAGGCUUCCGCCAAAGCCGAGCGCGUAUUGGUUGAGGUGACAGAGCGAGCCAUGCAGGCCGAGGUCUUCAAGAAUCAAGUACAGGUGGUGAAAGAAAAGGCUGAAGCCUUGGUACAAAACAUUGCUGCUGAAAAGGGUUUUGCCGAAGAAAAACUGGAAGCAGCCAAGCCUGCACUAGAAGAGGCAGAAGCAGCUCUCAAUACCAUCAAGCCAGCUCACAUAGCCACAGUUCGAAAGCUUGGUAGACCACCUCAUUUGAUUAUGCGUAUCAUGGACUGCGUAUUGAUAAUGUUUCAACGUAAGCUGCAUCCAGUGAUUGCAGACACGAGUGCGCCAUCACCUAAGCCAUCGUGGCAGGAGUCUUUAAAGAUGAUGGCUAGUACAACUUUUCUACUGCAAUUGCAGAACUAUCCGAAAGAUACUAUCAACGACGAAAUGAUCGAGCACCUGCAGCCGUACUUCCGAAUGGAGGACUACAACAUGGACACAGCCAGAAGGGUGUGUGGCGACGUCGCAGGAUUGUUAUCCUGGACCAAAGCUAUGGCAUUCUUCCAUGGGGUGAACAAGGAAGUACUGCCGCUGAAGGCAAACCUGAUGUUGCAGGAAGCUCGUUUGAAGAUUGCCAUGGACGAUUUGUCUGCAGCCGAGAACCAACUGGCUGAGCGUGAAGCUGCCCUGCAGAAAGUCAAAGAUCAAUACGACGCCGCCGUUUCCGAGAAACAACGGUUGACGGAUGCUGCAAAUAGUUGUCUGCGUAAAAUGACGGCAGCCACUGCUCUGAUCAACGGUUUGGGCGGAGAGAAAACCCGCUGGACGCAGCAGAGCAAAGAGUUCAAAAUUCAACUCGGCAAACUCGUUGGAGAUGUUCUGCUAGCAACAGGAUUCUUAUCAUACUGUGGCCCAUAUAACCAGGAGUUCCGUGGAACUCUGUUCAAGACGUGGAUGAACAUCUUAAGAACUCGAACCAUACCGUAUACGACAGGACUAAGUAUCAUCGGAAUGUUGACGGACUCUGCCACCAUAUCCGAGUGGAAUCUCCAGGGUCUACCGAACGAUGAACUUUCCAUUCAAAAUGCUUUGAUUGUAACUAAAUCAAGCAGUUACCCGCUAUUGAUUGACCCCCAGAGCCAGGGAAAGAUUUGGAUCAAAUGUAAGGAAGAUCAGAAUGAAUUGCAAAUCACGUCGCUGAAUCACAAAUACUUCAGAACCCAUUUGGAGGACAGUUUGUCCCUUGGACGUCCACUGUUAAUAGAAGAUGUUGGAAUUGAGCUGGACCCCGUCAUUGACAAUGUGUUGGAGAAGAACUUCAUCAAAUCUGGAUCCAUGGAGAAAGUGCUCGUCGGUGAUAAGGAGUGUGAUGUGAUGCCAGGUUUCAUGUUGUAUAUCACCACCAAAUUACCAAAUCCUGCUUUUAGCCCCGAGAUCAGUUCCAAAACAUCCAUUAUUGAUUUCACUGUAACGAUGCGUGGCUUGGAGGACCAGCUGCUCGGUCGCGUAAUACUGAUGGAGAAGGCCGAUCUGGAAUCGGAACGAGUGCAACUUUUCGAAAGCGUUAUGAAGAACCAACGCAGCAUGAAAGAGCUGGAAGCCAAUUUACUUCUCCGUCUAACGUCUACCGAGGGAUCCCUGGUAGAUGACGAAGCGCUUAUUGAAGUGCUGCAAGAAACGAAAACUACCGCCGAAGACGUGAACCAGAAGUUGAAGAUCGCCGAAGUAACGGAGAAAAAGAUUAUGAUUGCCCGAGAGGAGUUCCGUGCGGUAGCUGCCCGCGGAUCAAUUUUGUAUUUCUUGAUCGUGGAGAUGUCGAACGUAAAUGUAAUGUAUCAGAAUUCCUUGAAGCAGUUUUUGAUAAUAUUUGAUAACUCCAUCACUAAAUCCACCAAGAGUAAUAUUACGGAGGAACGAAUCAACAUAAUUCUGAAGUACCUUACUUACGAGGUUUGGGCUUUUACGAGCCGUAGCUUGUACGAGAGACAUAAGCAGCUGUUUACUCUCAUGUUGGCGGUUAAGAUUGACUACCAAAAGGGCAACAUUAGUCAUGAUGAGUUCAUGGCAUUCGUUAAGGGAGGUGCAUCGUUGGAUUUGAACGGAGUAACUGCAAAACCUUUCAAAUGGAUACUGGAUAUAACUUGGUUAAACUUGGUCGAAAUAAGUAAGUUGAAAACAUUCAGCGGAAUUUUGAAGAAGAUUGAGUACAAUGAACGAGAGUGGAGAUUGUGGUACGAGACCGAAAGGCCCGAAAUGGAAGUGAUCCCUUGCGAUUAUGAAAAUGAAUUGGAUGUGUUUAGGAAGCUGUUGCUUAUAAGAUCUUGGAGUCCGGAUAGAACAGUGUCACAAGCUAGACGCUACAUUGAAGUUUCCCUUGGCAAGGAAUACGGAGAGAUGCAUAUAUUGGAUUUGGACAUAACUUGGUCGGAAUCGGAGCCUCGGACACCCCUGGUUUGUAUAUUGUCCAUCGGUUCCGAUCCGACCGUCCAAAUAGCGGCACUUGCCAAAUCGAAGGGAAUCCCUCUGAAAACAGUUUCCAUGGGUCAAGGUCAAGAAUACCACGCUCGUAAAAUGAUGACAGAUUGCAUGGCCUCAGGAGGAUGGCUAUUGCUACAAAACGUCCAUCUGUCCCUAACAUUCUGUAAUGAAAUAAUUGAUAUUUUAAUUGAAACCGAACAUGUAGCGGAAUCAUUCCGCCUUUGGAUAACCACCGAAACGCACCAGCACUUCCCAAUUGGCUUGCUUCAAAUGGCAAUCAAGUUUACCAACGAACCACCGCAAGGCAUUCGUGCCAGUUUGAAGCGUAGCUAUCUUACAUUCACACAAGAUUAUCUAGAUUACACCUCCGCACCUCAAUGGCCACCGCUUUUGUAUACUGUUGCAUUUUUGCACUGCGUCGUCCAGGAGCGACGUAAAUUUGGUCCCUUAGGAUGGAACAUACCGUACGAGUUCAACGCGGCGGAUUUCUCCGCAAGCGUACAAUUCAUCCAAAACCACCUAGAUGAAAUGGAUCCCAAAAAGGGCGUAUCGUGGCAAACGCUUUGCUACAUGCUUGGAGAAGUCAUGUACGGAGGAAGGGUUACGGACGACUUCGACAAACGCCUGCUUACAACCUUCACUCAAGUAUGGUUUUCAGAACACCUUCUAACACCUAGUUUUGAGUUCUACAAGGGAUAUCGAGUACCAAACUCGCGGAACAUACAAACCUAUAUCGAUUACAUCAACCAAUUGCCAUCAACAGACACCCCAGAGGUGUUUGGCUUGCAUCCGAACGCGGACAUUACCUACCAGAUCAAUACAGCUAAGGGCAUUCUGGAUACCAUUCUGAGCGUACAGCCGAAAGAGGGCGGUGGAGGAGCUGGCGAGACCCGAGAAUCGAUAGUUUGGCAACUGGCUAACGAUAUGUUGCGCAAACUGCCUCCGCAGUACGUUUCGUUCGAGGUGAAGGAGUCGUUGACCAGGAUGGGAGCACUGCUGCCGAUGAAUAUUUUCUUAAGGCAGGAAAUUGACCGAGUGCAGCGAGUAAUCAAUACCGUUUAUACCAACCUGUGCGACCUGAAGCUGGCCAUCGACGGGACGAUUGUUAUGAGCCAUUACCUGAGGCAAUCCCUGGACGCCAUGUACGAUGCAAGGAUUCCGGAAAAGUGGCAAAAGAUAUCAUGGGAAUCUACCACGCUUGGAUUCUGGUACACUGAACUACUGGAACGGAACCAACAAUUCCGCGCUUGGAUAAGCAGCGAUCGCCCUAAGGUUUUCUGGAUGACGGGAUUCUUCAACCCACAAGGGUUUUUAACAGCUAUGAGACAGGAAGUCACACGUGCUCACAAAGGAUGGGCUUUGGAUUCGGUGGUUCUGCAGAAUCAGAUAACCCGUUACAACAAAGAGGACAUUCACGACGGCCCGCAGGAAGGUGUUUACGUACAUGGACUAUUUUUGGAAGGAGCGUCCCUCGAGCGCCGAACCGGUAAGCUAAUUGAAUCCAAAGCAAAGGUCCUGUACGAACAGAUGCCCGUUAUAUACAUCUACGCCAUCAACACAACCGCCGGCAAGGAUCCCCGGCUAUAUGAGUGUCCAAUCUAUCGUAAGCCGCAACGUACCGACCAAAAGUAUGUCGGAUCGAUUGAUUUCGAAACCGAUUUCAAUCCACGCCACUGGACUCUACGCGGUGUGGCCUUGUUGUGUGAUAUCAAAUAAACGAGACCACAGGAAUGGUCCGUUUUUUAUCGAUUGUCAAUUUCAAAUGUUGCACUCGUUUGUUGUUUCUGGUUCAAACCGCACUUUAGUAUGAAUUUUAAGCAGAUGAAAACAAUUAUAUGACUUCAACUACUGCAGAGUAUGAAAAGAGAGCACCUUCCUUCACAGACAAAAUAUGAGAGAACAAGUAAUCUUCAUUAAAAAAUUGUGUAGAAAAUAAAACUAAGUGGAAGGUCAGCCUCUGCGAGACAUCUUCAA